This is a messenger RNA of Setaria italica (foxtail millet), 1301 nucleotides long. RefSeq lists its product as uncharacterized. The coding region runs from base 425 to 1075 and encodes 216 amino acids. NCBI's taxonomy places the organism in Eukaryota, Viridiplantae, Streptophyta, Magnoliopsida, Poales, Poaceae. The transcript has 2 exons. The record is from RefSeq and is a predicted model, not a curated record.
UAUACUGUAAAAAAGAAGUGCAAGGUUGAUGGAAACGUCAGUUAAAGUUGACACGGCGAAAAAAAUUUGCAUGCCAGGCCGAGAAAGUUCAAAGGCUCGAAGAUCUCAUGACGCAACAGCCCUCAAACUCAUGCACACCCUAGCCGUCUUGCAGGUGAUCUGUUGGGUCACAGGACUUUGUACGAGUUCACCGGAUGCCGAUGAUGAGAAAACAAAGGCAAAGGCGCCUCCCUCUCCGCGAGUCCUUCAGGCUCGACCACAUCGCCGUCACGGCACCACAACCAACUGCCCCUCCCUAUAAACCUUUUUACUCUUCGCUUCAGUCUCCGUCCGCCAGCACCAGUGGCCACCACCACUACCGCGACCCCGCGCCUUGCCCACACCCGGCCACGCUUCUGCCGCAGCGGGCGGGGCCGCCGAUAUAAUGGACCUCGACGCCGACAUGAUCCCCACCUCCCCCUCCGCCGACUCCUCGCCCUCCUCCUCCGACCUCGACACCGAGUCGACGGGGUCCUUCUUCCAUGACCGGAGCACGACGCUGGGGACGCUGAUGGGCGUGUCGGCGUUCGGCGGCGGCGCGCAGCAGCGUCGCGCGGCGAGGGUGCCGGCGGCGGGAGAGGAGACAGCUGAAGGAGCGCAGCGCGCGCCGCAGGAGGAGGAGAGGCGCGGCGGCGGGGUGUGGCGGAGGAGGCGGCGUCGCCGGCGCCGGCGCGGGCGCAGCCUGGGUGGGAGCUGGUGGCGGCUGUGCCGGGACCACGGCGACGGCGGCGGGCCGCCGACGUCGCUAGGCGAGUUCCUGGACAUGGAGCGGCAGCUCGCGGGGGCCGACUUCCUCUGCGACGGCACGGGCGCCUCGGGGCGGGAGGCCGCUGCCGCCGCCGCGGCGGCGUCCGUGGCGGCCACCGCGCUGUUCGAGGACGGCAGGGUGCGGCCCCCGCAGCCGGCGGCGGCCACCUCCGCGGCUGAGGAGAGGGGGAGGUGGCGGCUUCUGCGGGCGUCAGAAGGCUCGUCCUCGUCGUCGCUGGCGCGGCUGCCGGUGCUGCUCACCGGCAUCUGCAGCGGCGGCGCGGGGUGACAUUACAAACAACCGAAAGCAAAAACCAAUGGUGCUCGCCAAAUUGCAAUUAAGUGGCGUUGGAGGGGCGUCCAUGUGACAGUGGAGUGGAUCCUUACGCUCUCCUUUAAUCAAAUCCUCUUUGUCCCCCCUUCUUUCUCUUUUUUUAUAAUGUCGCCAUUAAUUAAUUAUUGCACUUUGGUCCUUUUAGCCAUAAUGCCCAUUUGAUGGUGUCCCUUUUCGCUUA